GAGUUGGCAAUCCCAAGGAUCCCGGAAUGCACGGACGGUGUUAGCGGGGGAACAGGAAGUUCCAGGCAGGCGCCCACCAUUAUUCAGUAUAAAGAAAGCACCAGAACGAUGCAGUCAAGAAGAUAAGCUAAGUGUCCUUUUCUAUUUAUUACUACAGGUAUGUAAUAGCACGUUUAAACGUUCUGAUAUCAAAAGAAUAUGUCAUAACAUUUUAGGUAAUAAGUCCGUUAAGGUAUUAUCACGUUUGGUAAAGGUUUAAUGUGUAAUUUUUGUGUCAAACCGAGUGAAGCACAUGAUAACUAAGUUACAUAUUUAGAGCCUUUAGGGUUUGUCUGAGUGGAUGUACAUAAUUUUCUCAAGGUCAUUUCAUAAAUAAUCUAUUUACUUCUGAGAUUUCUGAAUUCGUGUUGCAAAUUGUUUUUUUAAUGUAAAAUUCACGAGCUGGUAAAAUGGCGGCGCCACUCGGUUUGCGUCAACAGACUUUUUUUUAUUUUAUUGCAACAAUAAUAACAUUAUUACACAUCAAUACAGGGACAUGUAAAGUCCAGGCAGAGAGACAAUUUCACUGUUCCACCACUGUUUUGAAGCUGAAUGUAAUGAUCAUCAGUUUUCUACAUGUGUACUAAUAUUCAGACACAUUCAGUUGUUUCUAUCUUUAUCUAUAAAUGUUACUAUGGUGUGAAAGGGUAAUACUAUUCGUUUUGAUUUAAAUAACACAGUGAAGACCAGGUUAUUCAGGAAAAUACUACAUAGUGCUGCCUAAAACAAACGGUAACCUUGUACUAAAUGGUUUUUGAGUCAUUUAUGCAUUUGUGAAUUCAGGACAUCUACUAUACAUUAAGUGCACUUAAGUUGUGUAGCCUGAUUUUAAAGUGUAUACAUUGUCUAAUGGGAAUCAGAUCUAUUGAAAUCGGAUCAGUGCUUGACUUGGACAGGAGCUCACCAGAGCGGAGUACCGGCACCUCAAAUUUCUGUUUGAGCUCAUGUUCCUCUUAUAGAAUAUUAGCUUAACAGUAUUGUAGCGCUCCUGCACCUAAAUAUAAACAAUAUUUUUUGAGAAUAAAUUAAGUGCCAGAACUGCCAAGACAAUAACUUUUGGGUCCGUUUGUCUUUACUACUACUGGCCGACUCAGAUUAAGUCUGAGGCCGGUAACAUCAACAGUGAGGACAAACCCAGCCUGCCUCUCUCCUUCUACACUGAGUUCAAACCUACAGUCACCCAGUCCUGAUUGUGACAGUGGAGCCCAGUUUGCUCUGCAGGAUCCAGAGAUGGCAUCAGUGAAGCUGGAAGACUGCAGUCAAACACUGGAGCUGAAUGUCAACAUUAAAGAUGAAGAAGAGGAGGAGACGAUUGGGAAAUCUGUUAGUCAUGGCCGACUCAGAUCAAGUCUGAGGCCGGUAAUAUCAGCAGUGAGGACAGACGCAGCCUGCCUCUCUCCUUCCACACUGAGUCCAAACCUACAGUCACUGGGUCCUGAUUGUGACAGUCGAGACCAGUUUGCACUGCAGGAUCCAGAGAUGGCAUCAGUGAAGCUGGAAGACUGCAGUCAAACACUGGAGCUGAAUGCCAACAUUAAAGAUGAAGAAGAGGAGGAGAAGAUUGGGACAUCUGUUAAUCAUGGAGACCAUGUUGAGACAUUCUCUACAUCUAUAGAGCAACAGCAGGAAGAUCACAGAGCUAAGAGGUCUCACCACUGCCCACAUUGUGAGGAGAUUUUCCCAAUUCUAUCAAAGCUAAAAAUACACCUAAGAAUACACAAAGGAGGGAAUCUGUAUUUCUGCACUGACUGUGGGAAGAGUUUCACAACAUCAAAGGCUAUGACAGUUCAUCAGAGAGUACACACAGGAGAGAAGCCUUACUUCUGCUCUGACUGUGGAAAUAGUUUCUCUCGACGGGGCGACCUAAAAACACACGAACGUAUACAUACAGGAGAGAAGCCUUACUCCUGCUCUGACUGUGUAAAAUUCUUCACCACAUCAGGUGAGCUAAAAAUUCACCAGAGAACACACACAGGAGAGAAGCCAUACUCCUGCUCUGACUGUAGGGCGAGGUUCUCUCAACUGAGCCACCUAAAACAGCAUGAACGUAUACACACAGGAAAGAAGCCUUACUCCUGCUCUGACUGUGUAAAAUGCUUCACAACAUCAUCUGAGCUAAAAGUUCAUCAGAGAACACACACAGGAGAGAAGCCUUACUUUUGCUCUGACUGUAGGGCGAGUUUCUCUCAACUGGGAAACUUAAAACAACACGAACGUGUACACACAGGCGAGAAGCCUUACUCCUGCUCUGAUUGUGGAAAGAGUUUUUCUCGACGGGGCCACUUUAAAACACAUGAGCAUAUACAUACAGGAGAUAAGCCUUACUCCUGCUCUGAUUGUGGAAAGAGUUUUUCUCGACAGGGCGAUCUAAAAAUACAUGAACGUAUACAUACAGGAGAGAAGCCUUACUCCUGCUUUAAUUGUAUAAAAUGCUUCACAACAUCAGGUGAGCUAAAAGUUCAUCAGAGAACACACACAGGAGAGAAGCCAUACUCCUGCUCUGAUUGUAGGGCGAGUUUCUCUCAACUGAGCCACCUAAAACAGCAUGAACGUAUACACACAGGAGAGAAGCCUUACUCCUGCUCUGACUGUAGGAAGAGUUUCUCUCAAUCGAGCCACCUGAAACAGCAUGAACGUAUACACACAGGAGAGAAGUCUUACUCCUGCUCUGACUGUGGAAAAUGCUUCACAACAUCAUCUGAGCUUAAAGUUCAUCAGAGAACACACACAGGAGAGAAGCCUUACUUCUGCUCUGACUGUGGGGCGAGGUUCUCUCAACUGGGAAACUUAAAACAACAUGAACGUAUACACACAGGAGAGAAGCCUUACUCCUGCUCUGACUGUGGGGCGAGUUUCUCUCAACCGUGCAACCUAAAAAAUCAUAAACGUAUACACACAGGAGAGAAGCCUUACUCCUGCUCUGACUGUAGAAAGAGUUUCUCUCAACUGGGCCACUUAAAAAGACACCAAGGUAUACAUAAAGGAGAGUAGCCUUACUACUGCAAUGACAGUUUCCACAGUUUUAAAUCAUGAGCUGAGCUAAACGAUCUUCAAAGAAUAUACACGGGAGAGUGGCCUUUCUUCUGCUCUUACUGUAGCAAGAACUUCUCCCGAUUGGGCAAUGUAAAAACACACCAAUGGCUACACACUUGAGAGAAGCCUCAUCAGUUCUCUCAGACCAGCUGAGAUUAGUCACUCCACUUAAUUCUUCUCAUAAAAUAAUUUGCAAUGUUGAAUUGGAUCAAAUGAAGAAUGUGUAGAACACUUUUAGUCCUAUUGUUUCUCACUGUGAGAGAACAAUGCAGAGAACAGGGAGCAUUAUGGAAUGAUCAGUGAGCAUCUUGUCAAUUUUGCAAUUUUGCUGACAGUUGUGAAUCUGAUGCAGCCGAAGAGCUACUGCCCCUUUACCUGGGAAAGCACCGAACAACAGACAGGGAUGUUGGACCAUCGAAGACGUGCAAAUGUGAUGAGACCUACAUUGAUUUGGGGUUCACUUAUAUUGGGAAUAGUACCUUUCCUCAGCCAAAGUGUGUUUAUAGCUCACAACUGAAACCUUCACUCUUACGCAGACAUUUAGAAAAAAGCAUGCCAAAUUGAAAAAUAAGCCACAGGAGUUUUUUGAGCGAGAAUUAAGACAACUUUCGAGUAGUAAGACAUGUAUAAAAGCAACAGAUACCAUUAAUAAGAAGGCGCUAGAAGCGUCUUAUAUGGUGAGCUACCGAGUGGCUAGGACAGGCAAGCACCAUACUAUUGUGGAGGACUUCAUUCUUCCUGCUUCCGUGGAUAUGGCUGGAGGAAAGGCCCAAAAAAACUAUACCGCAUCGGCGACAUGGCAAGAGAUGUUUUGAUACAAUUACUGCUUCGUAUAUACAAGCCAGUGAAUUCUAUGCGUUACA
Molecule: messenger RNA, 3935 nt
Organism: Oncorhynchus mykiss (rainbow trout)
Lineage: Eukaryota; Metazoa; Chordata; Actinopteri; Salmoniformes; Salmonidae
Source: RefSeq, a predicted model, not a curated record